CAGCAGACAGAUAGCGUACUUUCCCCUUUUAUAAAAUCCUCUUCCAAAACCACUAUUUUUCCCCUCACAAAAGCUUUCAACUCUGAAACAAGACUUGUUUUUUUUUUUUCCUUUGAAUUGUUAGUUUCCGGGGAAGAUGUCGGCGGGACUCGGAAAAUGCAGCAAAAUCCGCUACAUUGUGAGGCUCAGGCAAAUGCUGCUGCGGUGGAGGAACAAGGCUCGCAUGUCGGCCAGCCGCAUUCCGUCUGAUGUGCCGGCGGGACAUGUGGCGGUCUGCGUGGGGAGGAGUUGCAGGAGAUUCGUGGUGCGGGUGACGUACCUGAACCAUCCCGUCUUUAGGAAAUUCCUUAUCGAAGCAGAGGAAGAGUAUGGGUUUAGCAACCAAGGCCCAUUGACGAUCCCCUGCGACGAGUCCGUUUUCGAAGAAGUGAUCCGGUUUAUUUCCCGUUCAGAGUCGGGUCACUCCGAUAGGUUCCUGAACAUCGAAGACUUUAAAGAUAAGUGUCACUCGGAGAUCAGGAGUAAGCUCGAUACGUGGAUAGAAUCUCGACCGUUACUUCACGGAAAAACAAUGUGUUAACCAAAGAAACAGUUGGAAAGAGAAAGGAAAAGUCUUUGAUUCUUACCCGGGGAGGCUAUUCUGAGUCAGUUCCGAGUUAGUUUGAGUGAAGAAUUAAUUAUACAAUACUGACGAAAGUUGAAACCAAUGAGUUUGGCCGAGUCGGGGAGCUUUCACUUACCGUAAGUCACAAGGUAUGUUGGCGGGGUUAUAAUUUCUUUUCAAAAAUUAUUCGUGAUGGGUUAAAAUUGGUGAUACAAUGAGGUGAGGCAACGUACGAAUACCUGAGCAGAAUGCUGACUCGUUAUGCUUGAUGGAGAUGGCAGAGAAGACACGAGUUGGAAUCCGGGAAAAAGAAGGUCUAGGCUUCGAGACGAUGAAUUUCACUAGAAAGAGAAAAGCAAAUGUAGUAAUUUUAAAUCAUUGCUGUAAAUUCUGUGAUAUAUUGAAUGAUGGAGGAAAUGCCUAAUUUUGUAUUUACUAUAAGAUUUAAACUCGUAUCAUUUAUCAACUUUUUUAAAUGAAA
Molecule: messenger RNA, 1085 nt
Organism: Gossypium arboreum
Lineage: Eukaryota; Viridiplantae; Streptophyta; Magnoliopsida; Malvales; Malvaceae
Product: auxin-induced protein 6B-like
Exons: 1
Coding region: 137-580 (147 amino acids)
Biological process (GO): response to auxin
Source: RefSeq, a predicted model, not a curated record